Glarea lozoyensis ATCC 20868 is the source of this 999-nucleotide messenger RNA. RefSeq names its product NAD(P)-binding Rossmann-fold containing protein. The coding region runs from base 1 to 999 and encodes 332 amino acids. NCBI's taxonomy places the organism in Eukaryota, Fungi, Ascomycota, Leotiomycetes, Helotiales, Helotiaceae. The record is from RefSeq and is a predicted model, not a curated record. The transcript is spliced from 4 exons.
AUGACAAAGCUCCUUGUUAUACUCGGAAUCACUGGAAAUCAGGGUGGUUCAGUCGCAACUUUCUUCCUGCAAAAACCGGAAUGGAAAGUCAGAGGCAUAGCCCGUAACGAGAAGUCGGAAGCAUGUCUCACCUGGGCCAAGAAAGGCGUAGAGAUUGCUCAAGCAGAUUUCAAUGACCCCGCCACAUUGAAAGAUGUCUUCGCGGGAGCAACAGCAAUCUUUGUCAAUACGAACUUCUGGGAUCCAUUUUACAACCCUGCAAUUCAAUCGCUUCUCGCUCCUGGUCAAACCAUCAACGAUUAUUGCUUCCAAAAGGAAGUGCAGCAAAUGAAGAAUAUUGCUGAUGUAGCAGCCAAAGUUGAUGGGUUAGAACGAUUGAUCGUUAGCGGUCUUUGUGACGCCUCGAAAUGGAGCAAUGGGAAAUACAAGUGGGUUUAUCACUUUGAUAGUAAAGCAAAUGGGAUAGACUACUUGAAAGAGACAUACCCUGGGUUGAGUAAGAAGAUGAGUGUCAUUCAUAUGGGACCAUACAUGUCUAAUUGGAAGGGAAAUCUUCGUCUCCGCAAGGCCGAAGACGGAAGCAUCCGCUUAGUCAUUAUAAAAGGCACUCAGAACUCUCUUCGGCCUCAAAUUGAUAUCAACCGAGAUACCGGCUCGCUUGUACAUGCAGCGCUUGAAGCCGAACCUGGAAAGAACAUAGUUGGAACUGCUGCGAACCUUACAUGGCCAGAUCAAUUCAAGACGUGGUGUGAUAUGAUGGGUCUUCCGUACGGUGGACUUGAUGAAAUGUCGCUUGAGGAGUAUUCGAAACUCGUACCUGUCCCUGGACUUGGGAGAGAAAUUGGAGAGAUGUGGUUGUUCAUGGAUGAAUUUGGAUAUACUGGUGGUGAAGAGAAUGUGGUACUUCCUGAAGAUUUGGGGGUUCCUUGUUUGUUGACGAGCUGGGAAGACUAUAUCAGGCUAGAGGACUGGACGGACGUGCUGGCAAAGUUGAAAUAA